Ramularia collo-cygni is the source of this 630-nucleotide messenger RNA. RefSeq names its product related to 50S ribosomal protein L17. Gene Ontology annotation, cellular component: ribosome; mitochondrial large ribosomal subunit. The coding region runs from base 1 to 630 and encodes 209 amino acids. Gene Ontology annotation, molecular function: structural constituent of ribosome. The record is from RefSeq and is a predicted model, not a curated record. Gene Ontology annotation, biological process: translation. The transcript has 2 exons. NCBI's taxonomy places the organism in Eukaryota, Fungi, Ascomycota, Dothideomycetes, Mycosphaerellales, Mycosphaerellaceae.
AUGGCCGGCGGAGCGGUCAAAUACCGCCAUCUGUCGCGUGAUUCGGCCCAUCGACGUGCCCUCCUCCGCAAUCUCGUCACCUCGCUCAUCGAACACGAAUCCAUCCAAACGACAUGGCCCAAAGCCAAGGAAGCCCAGCGCUGGGCCGAGAAACUCAUCACCAUGGGCAAGAAGAACACCGAGGCCAGUCGACAAAAAGCCCAGGGUAUGAUCUUUACCAACGGCGGCGUAGCAUUGAGCAAAGUUUUCGGCGACCUUGCCACACGAUACGCAUCCCGACCCGGUGGCUACACCCGCGUCCUCCGCAUCGAACCCGCCAAGGAGGAUCAAGCACCCUCGGCCAUUUUAGAAUUGGUGGAUGGACCGAAGGAUAUGCGCAUGGCCCUUACAGCAAAGACCAUUGCGAAUCUACGUGCAAAGGCCGAGGAGAGGGGCGAGACGGAGAUGAGGAUCAAUGAUAUGACGGCCCAUAAUGUGCAAAAGGUCACACGGUUUAGGGAGGGUGGGGAGGAGGCAUUGGAGGCCAUGGUGCAGAAGUUUGAGGCUUUGUUGGAAGAGGACGAUGAGGGGGUGGAAGAGCUGCCGAAGAAGAAACAUGUCUAUCCCAAACAGGAGAGAUCACGGGGAUAG